This is a messenger RNA of Scatophagus argus, 2387 nucleotides long. RefSeq names its product cytokine receptor-like factor 1a (gene crlf1a). The transcript is spliced from 9 exons. Gene Ontology annotation, cellular component: external side of plasma membrane. Lineage: Eukaryota; Metazoa; Chordata; Actinopteri; Scatophagidae. Gene Ontology annotation, biological process: cytokine-mediated signaling pathway. Bases 374 to 1573 code for a protein of 399 amino acids. The record is from RefSeq and is a predicted model, not a curated record. Gene Ontology annotation, molecular function: protein binding; cytokine receptor activity.
AGGGAGAGAGAGAGAGAGGGGAGGGGCUUAGAAAGUAUGAACUUGUGUAUGAUUAAGCUGCAGGAAGCAUUAAGAAGGGAAAAGACUGCAAACUGGACGCGGUAUACUCACCCGUUUAGACGUUUACAGAGGACGAGUUGCCUUAUGGCUUCUCAGAGGGAGACUUUUUCCACCGGGUCACACUUUUUCUAGCGCGCUCCUGCACUCCUGAGAGUUGUCUCGUUAAUAAAAUCCGGAGCAUUCAGCUUGAACCCGCGCUGUUUUUCCUCUUUCCACUGUGCGUAAUUUUUCUCCAGGAUCGAAAAAAAAGAGGCGACAUCACAACAACACGCGGACGACGAAUCGGGACAGAAACAAAACCAAGUGUUGGAAAAUGAAGACCUUCUUGGAUAUCUGCUUGAUUUUCCUCACGCUGCACACUCCCGGCGUGCUGUCCUUAUCCACACAUGUAGCAGUAAUCUACCCCCAGGACCCUGUCCUUCGAAUGGGGUCCAACCUGACCGCCAGUUGCUGGGUCCACUCCGACCUUGGCAUCCACGCCAGCUCUCUGUUCUGGACGCUCAAUGGUCAACAGUUGCCCAGCUCCCUGUAUCGAGUGCUGAGCCCGACGAACCUCAGUGUGACACUGGCUGGACUCAAUGCCUCUAGGCAGACGUCUGGUGACAAUCUGGUCUGUCACAACCACAAGGGUCACAUCCUGGCGGGCUCCUGCCUCUACGUCGGGAUGCCUCCAGAGAAGCCGGUCAAUCUGACCUGCUGGUCCAGGAACACCAAAGACCUGACUUGCAGCUGGGCUCCGGGUGGAAAAGGAGAGACGAACAUCAGCACACAGUACAGGCUCAAGUACAAACUCAGAUGGUAUGGUAAGGAGAAGGAGUGUGAGGAUUACACUCACUCGCAGCCUUACUCCUGCAGCAUCACUCGGGACCUACACCUCUUCACGCCCUAUGAGAUCUGGGUGGAGGCUUCCAACCAGCUGGGCCACGCCACUUCUGAUGUUAUCACGCUCGACAUCCUAGACGUGGUGACCACGGACCCUCCAUCAGGUGUGACCGUCAGCCGUGUUGGGCAGUUAGAGGACCAGCUGAGUGUUCGCUGGGAGGCCCCGCCCGCUCUCAAAGACUUCCUGUUUCAGGCCAAAUACCAAAUCCGCUACAGACUGGAGGACAGCCAAGACUGGAAGGUGAUGGAUGACGUUGGGAAUCAGACAUCUUGUAGACUGGCUGGACUGAGACCUGGAACAGUGUACUUUGUCCAGGUUCGCUGUAACCCCGUGGGCAUCUAUGGCUCUCGCAAAGCUGGGAUCUGGAGCGAGUGGAGUCAUCCUACUGCUGCAUCCACACCCCACAGUGAGCGGUUGAUGUCGGGCUCCUGUGACCCAAAGUCCAGCGGGGACUCCAACUCCACCCUGCGGAGGGAGCUGAAGCAGUUCUUCGGCUGGGUGCGGAAACACGCCUACGGCUGCAGCAGCAUGUCCAUGAAGCUGUAUGACCAGUGGAGAGUGCUGAUGCAGAAAUCCCACAAAACUCGCAACCAGAUUUUGUCUUUUAAUUUAGGUUCUCCAAGGGGAUAAAUCCUAGCACAUGAUGCCUUUUCAAGCAGAAAACAAGUCAAGAAAAGAACUGAGUGAGUGUGUUUUUGUCUGUGUUUGUGUGUGAGAAAGAGAGAUAUGAUAUACGGGAAAUUAGCAGAUAUUUUGCUCUGGACAUUUUGUGUGAAUACCAGCCAUGGCCAUGAGAGGACAUCCAAGAGAAAAAGCGUGGGGUUUUCUUCCGGGCGACAUGGGUCCUUUUUGACUAAAAAGGUGCCAACAGGAGGGACUGGGAAGGCAGACUCGCCAUGGACAUCCUGGUGUCAUCAUUAGAAAGGGACUUUUACAGACUAUUCUGCUUUCUCAAAGGACGGUGUAGCAUGAAAAACUUGGUCAUCAGCUCAGACAUGAACCUGCAAACAAACAAAUCAAAAGUUGCUUGAGCGUCCAAAAGUAUUCUGUACCUUGUUUUUUUCCUCCUGUGGAUCCAAAGUGCCAUCUAGUGGCUAUUCAGACUCCAUGGAUACCCACAGCUGUUGCUGUGGUCCUGAUGUAAAAAAGGCAGCAAAUUAUCAUUCAGUAUUUCUAAUUCAUGCUUUGUUAUAUAAGUGGUUAAAGUGCGAAAGUAGUUUACCCAGCGUUCAUGUGUUCUGAGUGACAGUAUGUGACUGAUGACGUGAUGGUGUUUGUGUAUGGAAGACGUUUCAUUGCCUUUAUUUUUGUACUGAAUUGUACCAGCAUAUUUAAAACUGUAUAAAGUUUUAUUUCUUAAGUUAUGUUUAGUUAGUAAAGAAAUAUCAGUGACUGAAGUUGUUUAUCAAGCUCUAAUGUUGUUCUAUAAAAGUGUUGUCAGAAA